Messenger RNA from Solanum lycopersicum (tomato), 1171 nucleotides. RefSeq lists its product as uncharacterized. The record is from RefSeq and is a predicted model, not a curated record. Gene Ontology annotation, molecular function: S-adenosylmethionine-dependent methyltransferase activity. Lineage: Eukaryota; Viridiplantae; Streptophyta; Magnoliopsida; Solanales; Solanaceae.
UGAAAAUGUGGCACCUAAAUAAGAAACUCUGUUAGUAUAGUAUUUUUCAUCUUUGUAAAACGGCAACGUUUGAUUAGUCUCCUUCAUGAACGCCCAUUGAGAUCCAAAUGUAUGCAGAAGAAGAAGAAUGGAUAGAUAUGUUCAACAAUUCCUCAACAGGCUCUCUUUAGCCUCCAUCAUUGCAGCCACAUUUAUCCUUCUCUUGCUUUUCAUCCGAACACCUGAAACCUGCGUUAAUCCCAAUAUCACCAAACCUAAGCCCCAUCACCGUUUCCCCAAAUCAACCUGCGAUUUCGCUCACCGGAGUUACACCUCAAUUAAGAAACACAACCGUCGUGUAUGGUCCACAACCGCCUGGAUCCAAACAGUUCUUUCUUUCAAAUCCCAAUUCCAGGCUCUUCAGGACAAGAAGCUGUUUACUAAACAUUCACGGGCUCUCGUGGUAUCUGCUGGGGCGGGUCAGGCUGUAAUGGCCCUAAAAGAAAUGGGCCUUCACGACAUUACUGGUGUGGAGGUUGUGGAUUCGCCGCCGCUUGUCAGACGUGCGGAUCCGCAUAGUCUGCCCUUUUUUGAUAAUGCGUUUGAUCUCGGGUUUAGUGCGUAUUUGGAUCGGGCAUUGUUUCCUGAUAGAUACGUGGCGGAAAUGGAGAGAACGGUGAGACUUGGUGGCGCGUGUGUAGUGGCUGUGGAAGAGUGCGGCGGCAGAGAGGUGGAGGAAGUGGUGAAAUUGUUUCGGAAGUCUAAGGUGUUGGGGAUAAGGAAUGUGACUAUGGGUGAUGAAACGAGGACUAGAAUCGUAUUGAGAGUUAUGAGUGACUGAAAAUUUCAUUUGAUCUGCCAGUAAAAAACUUUUGGAAACUCGAGGAUACCUGUUACCUUUCACGACAAUGCCUAAAUAAUAACUGGAGAGUGAAAAUUCAUAUAUAGUUGCUAAUUCGACUUUCUAAUAGACUAGUUAAUUUUUGUAGUUUGAAGAGGAAAUUCUAUUAUUCAAUUUGGUUGUCUUUUGAGUGAGUUCACGAUAAUGUAAAUAUCAUUUACACUUCCAUCGAUUCCUUUCUUUCAAGGUGGAUGGGAGUGUGUGUGGUUAAUUGGCAGUAAUUGAUUAGUUGUAUUUACAAUGUAUUAUAUCCUCUUCACCUUAGAAUAAAAUAAGCUGUAAAUUACAUGA